CAACAACGCUCUGGAGCUGUUUAAUCAGUGGUCAAAAUGUCGGAAAUGGGUAACGCACUUACGGAACUGCUACUACAACUCUUUCUUACAUUGAUGUCAAAGCUCUUUCUUACAUAACUCCUACUUUGAAGAUGGAGGGAGGGUCGUACUAUACCUAUCAAUUUUUUUUCAAGGUGCAAUGGCUUAUCGUAUCCUAUGCUAUGGGUGGCGAUGCUGUCUCUGAAAAGGGCGCAUGCUUAUCGAUUUAAUUAUUUUAAGUAAAGCAGCCCGGCGCGUUUUCUUUCUAGCCUUAGGCUUAUCCCUUCAUGCAAGUUGUUACGACUAGUAAAAGUAAAAGUCAUCAGUUAAUAGAGCACUCACUCCUCCAUGAUGUUGGGUGUGCUUCCUCCUCAGAAAAAGCGCAUGCUUGAAAUCACAAUACUGCGAAAAAAAAUUUUCUAUCGACCUGGAGCAAUAGCUUAGUGGGCCUCCUAUAUUUUGGAAAGCCUAUCGAUAUGCGGCCAAAAGUAUAUCAUUACUAAAAGCAGCUCAAACAGUUUUAAGUUAUGAUGAACGAAAGGGGCUCACUUAACAGCAGUGAGCACCAACUAAACUCCCCGAGAGCUGCGCUGGUCUGAGGGCUGGGGCGAGAAACAGGGAGACCCGGCUUGAAUUGAAUUGCUGCUCGUCUCUUAGUAAUAUGCAACUAGCCCCCUGUCGUGGUUCCCCAGGGGGGGAUACGAUGGGAGCCAAAGACACCCGCUAGACAAAACAAACGCAUGGACAUGCUUGAACAGGCGGCGCAAUUGAGCAGAAGCCUGAGAGCUGUCAGCUUGGACUUCGUGGGGGGUCAUCGGGCGCGUUGCCGCGGGGCGGCGAUCCUUAUGGGUGCGCGCUGUUUCGUUUGCGUCCGGAGGAUAUGUGGACGCCUGGUAGGGGUGGAAGCGCGUGCGGGCUUAUCUUCAAGCGGAAGGCAGGGGCAGGCACAUGCCACGCCGCGGGAACUUGUUCGCAAGGGUCUGAGGCAUUCAGAGGCCACGCCGGUCCGCGGUGGUUCAGAGGUGUAGGGUGUAGCCUGAUGGGGCGCGGCGCUGCAAGCAGGUGACGCGACUGCGCGCAAGCAAGCAAGCGACGCGACGGCACGAGGCUGCCGCCCCGCACCAUCGGGUAGCGCGGGCCCAGGGCUUGGCGGAGAGGAGAGCGCGGCGCCAAAGCGGGCGCCUUGACGUUCAAAGCUCACGCCGGGAACUGCGCACGCCCAGGGCUAGGGGGAGACAGAGGCAGGAGAGCGGGGCGUGAAAGUAAGGAGGCCGCGCUUCAGCUUUCAAAAUUCAUGCGUGAGCUUUCAAAGGUCACGCCUUAACUUUCAAAAUUCGCAUGACCUGCGCACGCUCAGGGGUUGCGGGGGAGGAGAGCUGGGCGCCAAAGCAAGCGGUUGCCUUGGGUAGCUUUCAAAGUGCGUGCAUGGCCUAGCUUUCAAAGUGCAUGGCCUAGCUUUCAAAGUACAUGGCCUAUCUUUCAAAGUGCAUGGCCUAACUUUCAAAGUUUGUGGCUAGCGUUCGAAGUUCACGCUUAAACGCUCGCAAUUUAUCUGCUAACGCUCAAAGCCCACGCCCUAGCUUUCAAAAUUCAUAUCUAGAGCCUCAAGGAGGUUGCUAGGGGUCACAGACGCUGGGAGGCCAGCGAAGACCAACAGAAAGGGGAGACCGCGGGAAGCGUGGAGGGAUAGGGUAUCCAAGGAACUAGUGGCUAGAUUUGCCACAAUGGAUGAUUGCCUAGAACGAGAGCGAUGGAAAAAAAUAGCGGAAGGAAAGGUAAACGACCCCCCCUCCUCCACCAUCGACACCUUCAGCGCAGCACUUCUUCUUCUCAGCUCCUUCUUCCACAGGACCCACCCCAACUAGAACUAGAGCGAGAACUUCAGCGCCAGCACCACCAACAACGGCAACAGCUUCAGCUUCAACAUCAUCACCUUCAACAACAGGAUACAACUGGCGAAGUAGUAGCAAUGGAAGUAAGCAGCGAGCAAGUAGAAGCGCCGCAUCCUUAUCAGCAACGUCAACAUUUUCAACACAACAGUUUUAACAUCAGGGAAAUGAUCCGUAAAACUCAGAAGAGAGUCAGGGAAGUCGUAGGACAAUUCUGAACCGACUAGCAUCGUCAUCAUCUAGAGCCUCAAAGUUUCUGGCAUAUUUUUCAAAGUGCUUGCCUUAAUGUUCAAAGUUCAUGCCCUAGCUUUCUGACUCUCGAAGCAAGAAGUCUGCCUUUUAAGUUUAACUUUCGAAAUUCAUGGCCAAACUUUGCGGCCCAUGUCCUAACUACUAACUUUGAAAAGACAUGGCCUAACGUUCAGGGUUCUUGACGCCGUAGCCUUCAGGAUUCACGUCUCAACUUUCAGAACUCAUGCCUUGACUUUCAAGGAUUAUGGCUCAGCUUUCGAAGUGCGAGAGUAGUAUAGCAGGGCGCUGUUGGUUUUCAAAGUUCGAAGACCAAACUUCAAAACUCAAGACUUAUAGAGUCAAAGUUUACAGUUUAGCUUCGAAACCAAGAGCCAUAAUUCAAAAUCAAAACUCAAAGCAAAUGGGUCAAAGCUAAGGCAAAGCAUUCCAAGUAAAGAGAUUAGAGGCAGGCGCGCUGCAAGUCUAGACCCGUCUUCACAAAAGUGUCGCCUUUUUGGGAAGGUGUAGGCCCCGCAACGCUCAAAGCAGAAAAAGCAAACUGGCCGGCUAAUUUUCCUCGUAGGUUCGGAUGUAGAUCUUAGCCUCUACUAGACGCAAAGUAAUACUAAUGCGUAAUUAGAUGGAGCUACUGCCAAGUAUCGCCAUCGCGUGAAAAAUCAAAACAAGAAGCAUAAGUUGAGUUAGGCAGUAGGGCCGUGCGCGAUAAGGAUGAUAAUAAUAAUGCAGAGUAAGGUAAGUAACAGGCUUCGGGCUGCUCGAGCUGCCCCGGGUUGCUCGGGUUGCUGCGGUGAAGGGUUUCCCAUUCUGGGACGAUUUGCAACGAGCUGCCAGAAGGAGCCCGGCCCACCAAAAUGGGUGAAGCGGGGCGGUGUGGGCGCCGGAGUGCUUGCUCGGCAUGCUGGGGGCCGUCAGUCUUCGGGACCUGCCGCGCAAAAGAAGGCGGGGGGGGGCGCUGCCUCCUUCUGUUUGGGAUCGAUACUGGCGCGCCGCUCCUCACUCGGUGGCGCCGAGCAAGUGCUUCGCCCCCCUUGUGGUGCGGGUGCAGAGCUUCGAGUCGGGGCCGGGUUUUCGUCUUGCUGUGUAGCGGUGUUGAGUCAGGAGGCCUUGCCGUGUUGGGUUUGUAGCCGGCUUGCGGCUGAAGAAUGCGGAGGCAACCGAGAGGGAAAUGCGGCGAAGGCUAAUGUGGGGGCGGGUAGCGGUGGGCUUGGUUUCACACUGGUACGCAGCUGGUCAGGCUGGUGUGGUACAUGCCACACCCCCCAGGGCCUUCGCGUUGGGUUUUUUGCAGUCAUCGGACUGCCCUCACUUGGUUGCCUCCCACCCCGUCGCGAAUACUUCUCAUACCGGCCUGGUCGGUGUUCUCUACUUCAACACCUCGGCAAGGGUGCGCCCGCAGGGCGCAGCGAAAAAAUUUCCAUGGGCAACCCGAGCAGCCCGAAAAACUCGGCCCGCUAUCAUAUGGGUCAAAAAAAGCCUAAUUCUAUGAUAAUAGUAAGCCCCCCUCCAUAAUCCAAGGAAGUGGUAUAUGAAGGAAGGAGGCGCGGCGCUCUGAUCACCGGAAGCGGAAAGAGUGGUAAAAAUGAUCUUUGGAGCUUCACUAUCAGUGCUGCAACCCUUCAGCAGCCUGCCAUGUCUGCUAGAAAAUGUAGUAGGCCAAGACCUAGCCUAACCUACUUGGGAUAACCUAACCAAACUUCCUUGGGGUCGGUAGCCUAACCUAACCUAGCCUACUUGGGAUAAUUUAGAUAGAGUACUAUAAUCCACAAGCAUGAUGCCUAAGCUAAGGCCGAGACUUCACCACGCGCGAAGCCGAGGUCGGUGCGUCCUGUUCUAUCCUACCUUUCCAAAAGCAUACUUUUAGAGAAAUAUGCUAGGCCAAAAGCAUAUCUUUUUUCUUAAAGAAGGUUAGGCGUGAAUGUUGACGUUGUUAAAAAGAAGAGCAGCGGCAUGGGCCAUGCUGUUCUUCUAAAAGUUGACCAUGCGAGCAGUUCCGAUUAAGGCAACCGCUGGAGCAUCCUCAUGUUCGCCCCUGGCUCUUUUUCUACUUGGAAACGGAGCCCGGGAUGCGCUCAGGGAUUCGACGACGCGACCGCGGUAGCUCUAAUUUCUCCGCAACGUCUGCACGUGGUUGGAGCGGCUUUUGCCUUCUGCGCUGCUAAAAGAAAUCCCACAGGAUUUGCUUGAUAUUAUGAAGAGCGUCAGAUGCAGAAUUGUUUUUUUCCUAGACUCAACGUUUAUUGAGUGUAGGCUCUACGAGUGCCUUUUGUAGUUUAAAGAAAUACUCAGUCCGUGGUCUUCCUCCUCGGUCAACGUCAAUAUUAUGAACAGCGUCGUGCUCGGUCUCCCGUAUGAGAGAGAGACCUGGCUUGAUUCACUUGAAUGUCCUCCCUCAUAAAAUGGCCACGGCUCACCUUUCCGUAGUGCACUUACUUAAAGCUUGAAUUUAAUAGCCAGUAGGAAAGACUCCGCACGUCGAUGUGCUAUUUUAGAUGGAUCCCAUCCUAUCUUAUUCUAUCCUAUCCGUGCCCUCACUCAUCAUGCCCUCACCCCUCAACACUAACAAGUGAAAAAAUAGUGUUUGAUCUUCUUGACGUUGACAAUAGCUGAGAGCAGUAGCUACAUGAGAUGCAUCGACCAGGAUGAUGAGCAAGAUGAUGAUGAGGAUGAUGAUGUUGUUGUUGUUGAUUGAUAAGCGAACAGGACAGCGCCUACGCCAAAAGACAAAAUAGCGGUAGCCUGUUCACGUAUCCAUGACGAUGGAGAGCUUGGCUGUCUAAUGCUUGGGACUCCGUCGAUAAAACAGACAGGCGGCUUACCGUGUGGGCGUUCUCCGGACCGAUUAAGCAGCUCCAUUAUGAAAGGGCAUUACGUGUUUCAUAAUGUAGUUGAUAACCGGUUAGCCCUUCCCCCAUCAUCCUAAGGGAGCGCCCAAAAGCAAUGUGGUUGAUGCGCCAAAAAAGCCCUAGAAGUUCUUUCUAGGUAGGUAGAAGCAACUACUGAACAAAAAGACUCCUCAUUGACUUCAACUUUGUCCCACUUCCCAUUUCCAGAAAGAGCUCCUCUCGCGUCAAAUCCAGACUCAAAUCGCUUAAUUAUCUUAUGUAUACUCCUAGUAGUUCUGUGCCACCAAGUAGCCACCCUCUUUGCAGAGAAGCGCUAUCCUGGAUGCGACGCUAGUAAAGCACCCCACCAAACAUACACAGUAUUUUUUUCAACUCUAUCCAUUGAGCUUUUCUUGGGCGGAUUAUGUAGUAGUCUACGAGCUUCAUAAAAUAGUAAUUUGGUGCGCCCUUUUUCCUAGGGCACCGUAAUUUAGGUCCAGCGACGCUCGAAGCACUUCAGGAACGCAAGUAACUGGUUCAGUACUUUUUUCUUCGACCUGUCCCUGGAAUCAAUCAAGUCCAAGCAUAGUAGUUUCUUGUUGUAGUGCUCCACUAAGUCGUAGGGCAAUCCGGCGCGCAGGAUCCUGGGUCCAUAACCUAGCCUAAUGCGCUAUGUAGCUAGCUAAUGAUAGAUCUUUUUUAGGUCUCCUAACGGCUGCUGACGUAGUGUCAAAGCUAGCCAGUCAAGUAGGGUUUACGGCUCUCGUUAUUUUAAGUCGGUGUCGUCGCUCUCCGUCGGAGGCACCACCACACUUGGAGGCCUCGAAUAUAGACACACAUAGCUCAUGCUGACAUGGAGUAUUUAUAUGGUCAGGGCGUGUAGACAGUAGGAUACCAAAGAAGAAAGUCCUAUCCCUAUGACAUGGCAUGGCAUGACAUAAGAUGGCAUGGCUAUGGCAUGCCAUGCCAUGCCUAUGACAUGGUUUGACUAUUCCUAUCCCACGGCUAUGACGUGAUAAAAGAGGUUCCAUGACAUGACUCUAAGUUUUCGAGGAGCUGCCCUUUCUUGUGAUCGCAGCGAGCACUGGAGGUCCCGUGAGGCCGAGAAUCGUGCCAAUUUUCGCCCUAAUGGCUGGGACGGGAACUGUAUUGUUAAGGUGGGUCUCUUCACUAGUUGUCUAUCUACGGGGAAGAUGAAAGGGUCAUAGCGUUAACAAUGAUUGAUCCUGGAGGACUGCGUGAUCCUUGAAGAGUUGUGCGGAUGAGAUUGGCUCUCCGAUUAUGAUAAUAUGGGUAAAUCUCAAGGUGGAUACUUGGAAGACGGACUCUCAUCCGGCAUGAUGAGAUAGCCGUAUCCUUAUGACAUAGCUCGCAAGGAUACGGCUGAAACCUGACUUGCGGAGAUGUCUAAUAUUGCACAUUCAGCCCGAGAAGGAUGGUGCUUUCUUAUGGCCGGUUUUGGUCUGAGAGUAGUUACUUUUGAAGAUGUCAGCCCUUCAUACUAAUAUGCCGAUCCUAUCAACAUAUUUACAGCAUUUGGCUUUGGCGAGCAUUGAUUUAGAAGGCACCACAUGCUUGACACUGACAUCACAUUGAGAUUGACGCUGUGCUAGACAAGAGCUCUUCUCCUAGUAAGUUUUUAGUGCAUGCACAUCUUUCUAAGUUCUCCUCUCUCUGUGGGAUAUGACCUGGUGGACAUUCUUCCGGACCACUCUUUUUACAGGGAUGGGAGAGUUAGUGCUGCUUCUGUGCCUAACUACCCGUUUUGUCCAGAGAAAAACGGAUACGAAGAGAAGCGCCUGCUUGUUUUAAGACUUCCGGAUAUCCAUCUUCAGAAGCAUCUAGGAGCUCCCGUGUAAGCGGGAAACGCGUCCAAGAUGGGUUUCCAGAUGGAUUCCCCGAAGGUCUAAUGGUAGAGCCGAAGAGCGGAGGGGGAUGGAGUGCUCGAGGGGUUCUUCUCUUUGCUUUCGAAGACCCCCCCCCUCCUGGUGAGCCCGUACUCGCGCGCGUUUCUUUCCCGGUCCCUAUAUUGGAUUCGGAGUUGAAAAGCCCAAGCAGAAGGGUCGGGCAUUUAAGGCUCAGACAACUUCAUUGGUCACUGUUGAGGGUGCUCCCAUGAUUGGUCACACACAUUUUCGAAGAGGAAAGGGCAUGAGAGAACCGCCAAGGGAAUAAACUAAGAGAAAUAUUAGGGUGGUGUAGUAGGGGGGCUCUCUCUCUCACAAGGCAGAUAUUUACGAGGUCCUUGGUCGUGGUUCUGUGAAUACUAGAGCUCCUGACGACGAGGUUCGCAGAGUUAACCUUCCUGUGCCUAUCCUUGGCCCAAGCUUCAGGAGCUACUGUUUCAUCUCGCGGCCAAUAAGUAAAUAGUUGAGAAGAACUAUUGGGGACGCACUUUUGGAUUUGAUGACAGUGUCUUUCUUGUCCUCCGCCGUUCAGGUGCGAGAAUCAGUACGAUGGCCUCCUAGACCUACUUCAGUACUAUCAGUGACCAAUUAUGAGUUCCAACCUUUAACGUAUUCGAGUGGGCCACUGGGUGGAGUCUACGACUUGUCUUUUUCCAAACCUCGUGGAAGUAGCGA
This is a messenger RNA of Amoebophrya sp. A25, 7563 nucleotides long. The record is from the annotation of a GenBank genome assembly. NCBI's taxonomy places the organism in Eukaryota, Dinophyceae, Syndiniales, Amoebophryaceae.